AUGCACAUGCAGCCACACGCUACACAAACUUCCACGCACCUUAAUAUUAUUGCAUUGCCUAUAUUAUUUCUCUCCUCUAACCUCGACCCAAUUUGCAAGAGAGAGAGAGAGAGAGAAAGUGGGAAGGGAAACAAAAAAGCUUUCAAAUUUUCCACGGAGGUUAGCCGGAAAGUUGUCAACAUGCUGGAAACUGAUCUCUGUCUCGGGCUACCCGGCGGCGGCGGUGGCGGCGGCGGCGGAGGAGGAGAGCCUGAGACUCCUAAAGCUAAUGGAAAAAGAGGGUUCUCUGAGACCGUUGAUCUGAAACUCAAUAUCCAAUCUGAGCCACUUGCUACCGUCGAUCUGACUCCACAGAAUAUGAAGAAUAAUAAUAAUACUUCAACUGAUGAGAAGAGUCUUACCUCCAAAGAUCCUGCUAAGCCACCUGCCAAGGCACAAGCCGUGGGAUGGCCACCGGUGCGAUCCUACCGAAAGAAUGUCAUGGCUCAAAAGAGCCCUGACGGUGGUUCGGCUAUGUUUGUGAAAGUUUGUAUGGAUGGUGCACCAUAUCUGCGAAAGGUGGACUUGAAGAUGUACAAAAGCUAUCAAGAGCUCUCGAAUGCGUUGGCCAAGAUGUUCAGCUCCUUUACUAUGGCAGGUGACUAUGGGGCCCAAGGGAUGAUAGACUUCAUCAACGAAAGUAAGUUGAUGGAUCUUCUAAACAGCUCUGAAUAUGUGCCGACCUAUGAAGAUAAGGAUGGUGAUUGGAUGCUCGUGGGAGAUGUUCCAUGGGAGAUGUUUGUUGAUUCAUGCAAGCGAUUAAGGAUAACAAAGGGGUCAGAAGCUAUUGGGCUCGCCCCAAGAGCGAUGGAGAAGUGCAAAAGCAGAAGCUGAAGAGGUGGUGGGUGGCGGCAUGAUUUGGUCGAUCCAUGAUGAAGCAACAAAGGAGGGGGCAACACAGAUGGAUCAUAUUUGAU
This is a messenger RNA of Cucurbita pepo subsp. pepo (vegetable marrow), 956 nucleotides long. RefSeq names its product auxin-responsive protein IAA14. Gene Ontology annotation, cellular component: nucleus. NCBI's taxonomy places the organism in Eukaryota, Viridiplantae, Streptophyta, Magnoliopsida, Cucurbitales, Cucurbitaceae. The record is from RefSeq and is a predicted model, not a curated record. Gene Ontology annotation, biological process: regulation of DNA-templated transcription.